This is a messenger RNA of Cebus imitator (Panamanian white-faced capuchin), 1862 nucleotides long. Its product is annotated as leucine-rich repeat-containing protein 37A3-like. The record is from RefSeq and is a predicted model, not a curated record. NCBI's taxonomy places the organism in Eukaryota, Metazoa, Chordata, Mammalia, Primates, Cebidae.
CUCAAGCGAUCCUCCCACCUCAGCCUCCCGGGUAGCUGGGACUACAGGCACUCGCCAUUGCGCCUGGCUUAGGUCCCAAAUAUAAACGGAUCAAAUUUUUCAGACAAAAUGAGAAACUGCCCAACCACAGGAAAACAACGUGGCAAAGAUUCAAAGUGUAGGCAAAAGCCUGCAGAGAGCAAACAGAGUCCUCAUGGGCCCAAGGAGCAUCCAGAAAAGGCACUUCAAAGAGGGGGGAAAGCAGAGCAUCUGGAGGGAACAGAGUGCCCAGGCAUUUGUGGAAAACACUGCCAAAGGAAAAAGGCCUGGGAGUGCAGCCCCAAGCCAGCUGGAACAGCCUCACGUGGUGCAGAGGCCUGAGAAGUUAGUGCGAGAAGUUAGUCUACACCAAGCCUUCGUUCACCCAAGAGCUAAGACAGCGGUCUCCUCUUUGCUGAUACCCUUCUCCAUGGGCGAGCCUUCCGCCUCCACCCCUGCAAAAGCCCUACCAGAGGUCAGAAACACAUCGAAAGACUUAACCCACACCAUUUUGUUUUCAGAAAAUGCAAAGGCUAGAGUUAAAAAUAUGAAGGCUGCUAAACCAUUCAUACAUUCCAGAAAAAAAUACCACUGCUUUCAUAAAACUCGCUCCCAUGUGGUCCACAGAACACCCAAGGCCAAAAAGAGUCGAAAGUUCAGAAAGAAAAGUUCUCUUAACAGGCUGAUGCUCGCGAAGAGGCCUCCAUUUUCUGCAGUGAAGAGCCUCAUAAAUUCCCCUUCAAAAGGGGCUUUUUCAUAUUUAGGAGAGAGUCCUUUUCCAGAAACAUUUGCUCCUUCAGAACAUUCUAUAGAAAACACUAAUGUUAAAAACACCACUGCAGGAAACGCCUUUGAAGGAAACAUUUUUAUGGGAAAGACUGCAAUGCCAGAAGGCACCAUCUCUGAAAACACAAUCUACAAUAAUUCUCCUGAGGCAGAUUCUGCUGGGACUGCAUUCAACUUAGAGCCAACUGUUAAACAAACCAAGGAAACACAAUGGGAAUACAACAACGUGGGCACUGACCUGCUCCCUAAGCCCCAAAACUUCAAUUACCCAUUGCUCUCCUCCCCAGGUGAUCAGAUUGAAAUUCAGCCCCUCAUCCUCAUUUGUCGUGUUAUCCGGAGCUUGAAGGUGGACUGCUCUGAGACCCGUGUGCAAUUAGCCUGUGCUAAGCUCAUCUCCAGGACAGGCCUCCUGAUGAAGCUUCUCAGUGAACAGCAAGAAGUAAAGGUGUCCAAGGCAGAAUGGGAUACGGACCAGUGGAAAACUGAGAACUAUAUCAAUGAGAGCACAGAAGCCCAGAGUGAACAGAAAGUGCAGAAGUCAAGUGAGCUCACUUAGGAAGCUGCAGGAUAUGGCUAUAACAACAAACUCAUCUUGGCAAUAUCUGCAACUUUAUAGUGGACAAUAAUUUUCUGUCAAUAAAUUGAGAUUUAUUCUCACAGAAGGGCAUCAAAGGAAGAUGAAGAAGGAUCCUCAAGGGGCAUUUCCAGAUUUCUGCCACACAGGAGUUACUCAUUGCAAAGUGGCUUUUUCUCAUUAAGAUGGCCGCUCUGGCUUAGGGAUACGUACAGACCUCUCAGUGCCACACGCGUGAAAAACAUGGCACAAAAGCUGCAUGACAAGGAGUCUUUCAAUGAGGACGAGAUCUUCAACAGGGACACUGGGGACAGCGAAGCCCCAACAGAGAAGACCCCAGCCGGAGAGUCUGCUGCUGAGGGGGAAAAGAGUGUGGCCCUGCCAUAGGAGAACACUGAGUGACCCCAGCCCACCUCAGGCCUCCAGCAAAAUACUUAUUUUUCUAUUAUCAAAGAAUAUAACUAAUGCUAGCCAUGCAGUAUGA